Messenger RNA from Rhagoletis pomonella (apple maggot), 3299 nucleotides. RefSeq names its product rho GTPase-activating protein conundrum (gene conu). The transcript is spliced from 10 exons. Gene Ontology annotation, biological process: regulation of actin filament polymerization; signal transduction; regulation of small GTPase mediated signal transduction. The record is from RefSeq and is a predicted model, not a curated record. Gene Ontology annotation, cellular component: cytoplasm. Gene Ontology annotation, molecular function: GTPase activator activity. Bases 446 to 2530 code for a protein of 694 amino acids. NCBI's taxonomy places the organism in Eukaryota, Metazoa, Arthropoda, Insecta, Diptera, Tephritidae.
AGUUUAGUCAUCUUGGAAGCGUCGAUCGUUCUGGUUGUGUACAGCGCGUUGAGACGUUCUUUUGUGAUUUUUUUUUUGCUUUCUUUUGCGACGUCAGUUGCACUUGCGACUACUUUCCUCGGCAAAGAGGCAGAAGCAAAGCAACAACUUGAAAUUAUGAACUUGUUGGCCACUUUUACAUUGCAACAAUAACCGACAACAAACGAUUGCAAUUGCAACAAGUGCAAAGUGAGCAGGAACUUAUUCAAAUAUCGAAGAGCAGCCACAUUGCACGCGACGACAUUGACAAUAUGGAAUAUUUUAAGUGAAAACCCCCAUCCAACAGGAAGGAACUAAGAGCAACGGUGCAGGAAGAUUAAAUAUUCUUCCCAAAGUGCAAUAUUCUCACAUACUCCUUAAUUCACGCUGAUUUCCUCUCUUGGCGUAAAGUGAUCAAAGCAACAAUAUGCCAUAUUUUCCAAAUACCAAUAAAAGUCAGCAUGUUAAAAUGACAAGCAGCAACACGUCUUUAGACAACACCUCUGACCAAGAUUAUAGCGAAUUUUUGAAUGAAUAUCAGACUAGUUCGCCAAACAAUGAACCAGAAACACAAUACGAAGAGGGCGAGUUAGAAGCUGAGUGGCUUGUAGCGGCAGGUUUUCCACAACUCACGAAACCAUUCGAACAGGGUCUCGAAUUGCGUACUUCGCAUUUGGAACCGAUCCUUGCGACACUAUCCACCCAUCAUGCCGAAGCCAUCAAGCAACGCGUCCGCGCUUUGAAUCACACAGUACGUGGACGGACAAAAAAUAGACAAAAGCGCAAGCCAGACAUUAGAGAUGUUUUUCGAGAUUUUGAUGAAUCGAGUACUGGAACACGGUCCCGCAGUGCAACACCAGACUCACUCGACUCGAUUCACGGCGAUGAAGUUUGGGGAAAUGCGUCCAUACCCAGUUUUGUGAGCAUUUUCGAUCAUGGCUCUGUUACGGACCCAGGAAAUGGUCACCAGACUUUACAGUUGGGUAAGAAUCAAAAACAACGACUUCGACGAACACCUAGCGCACCACUUAAAGGUUCACAAGAUAUUUUUCGGGGAUCACAUGUUCGUUGUGAUAUUCCAAUGUUCGCUGCAGAAGGGAUUGAAUUAUUGGGCUUUUCACGAAUCGGCACCAUUCAUAUCCCUCGCAACCGGUCAGGCUCUGAUCCAUCUUGCUCAGUAGGACGUGUACACGGCGAACUUAUUCAAUAUGCGAACAGUGACAACAAUGCUUCAGGAGAAUCGAGUGAUGAAAGUCUCUCUAAUGCAGCACGUCUGUCAAGCGCAUCUUCCUCAGAAAGCACUCCACAAAAGAUAAUAAAUAAAAUUAAUUUAGAAACACCGCCACAAAGUGUACAAAACUCGCCUUCGUCAAAGGAUGGUAUCAGUUUUGAAAGUAUGUGCCGUGAGACCUCUAGUCAAGAUGGAGUGGAUGUUGUGGAUAGCUGUGACGCUUCAUUAGAGUUUUGUACCGAUAUAGAUACUAUAAAUGAGACAGAAUUGAAGCGACUACAAACUGUUUUUUGGUUAGAAUUAGCGGCAAUUUUUGACCGUAAUCAUGUGUCACUGGACAAGCGAAAACCGUUCAAGCGACGACGCAAAGAGGAAGGUAACCUCUUCGGAGUUUCUCUGAAUGCGCUUAUAAGACGCGAUCAACAAAUAACAGGAAGGGACUCUACGUUGGUGCCGUUAUUCCUUGAAGGUAUUUUAGAAGAGCUGACGAAACGUGGUGCUAGAGAAGAAGGUAUCCUGCGCGUCGCCGGGCACAAGCAAAAGACUGAAAUACUAUACAAUGAACUGGAGUCAAGCUUCUAUCAGAAGCCGAAAAAGUUUACUCAGCUAUUGAGCUCAGCCAGUGUUCAUGAUCUAAGUGCACUACUUAAGCGUUGGUUGAGGGAAUUGCCUCAACCGCUACUUACCAAUGAGCUCAUUCAGCUAUUCUAUCAAUGCCAUGCUUUACCCCUUUCGGAUCAAUCCAAAGCCCUAGCGAUUAUUUGCCAGAUGUUGCCGCAUGAAAAUCGAAAUACGUUACGAUCGUUGCUACGCUUUCUGAACAAUGUCAUUGAGCAGAAAGAAUACAAUAAGAUGAAUAUGCAUAAUGUAUCAACAAUAAUUGCGCCGUCAUUUUUCCCGCCACGUUACAUACAUCCAAUUGACAAGAAUAGCAUUGAAGAGCAAGUUAAGAUGGCUGCUCAGUGCUGUCGUCUUACUAAUAUGCUGAUAACACGUGGUGAGUCGCUGUUUCAAGUGCCAAAUUGCUUAAUUGAGGAUUCCAAAUCAAGUAAAACGCGGCAGGGUAAACGCCUUUUACAUAGACGCCUUAAAGCCACAACUUCGUUACUUCAUCCGAGUAUUAGCAAUAAUACAGGUGACACUAGCCACCAUCAUAUUCAUUUGCGAUCGAACCACCAGGAAAAUAGUCACCUAGUCAAUGUGGUGACUGUGGAUGGUAGGGAUACCGUCAAGCGUCAACAGUCAAUUAAUCCAAGUCAUGUGCACCGUCUAAUCAUUUGAUCCUUAUGGGGAGUAAGUUGAUCCAGCAGCAUAUAUGUAUGUGUGCAAAACUAUUUAGUUAAACUCUCAAGUAUGUAUAUGCAUAAGCAGAACAACACAUGUAUGUAUGUAGUCUUGCUUUUUGUUUAAUUGGAACAAAUAUUUAAAAGUUGCUUUAGAAAAAUUAAAAUAUGAACCUUUGCCCUGCUAUAUGUUUCACUAUCCUGAAAUUAUGUAUGUAUGUAUGCAUAUACAUACAUACAUAACUGUGCCGUUCAUUGAAAAUAGCUUAAGUGGCUUGACUUUGAACUAAAAAAAUAAUCAGUUUCCCUUGAGCAUUUUUAUAUUUUUACUAAGCUUCUAAAGGGCAUCUUGAACUACACUUUAAAAUAUGUUUGGGAACCCAAUGAAAUGUUGCUUUAAAGGGAAAACGGCCUAUCCUGACUCAGGCUACUUUAAUUGAACGACACAGAUAUGUAUGUAGGUAUUUUAGUAAAUGAUAUAUGAAAAUCGAGAUUGGAAUUUGUAAAACAUAAAAUAAGAUACUAUAUAUUUGUAAGCUAUAAUUGGAGCUUUUUACACAUAAUUUUACCUUCUGUGAGUACAUAUGGAACGGAAACAAAUUGUCACAAUAACAGUAGUUAUCGGCGCAUGUUGUGCUAUGAGUUCAUUUGAGACCCAAUAUUUGUGCUUUUAAUAUAAAUAUAUACAUAUGUAAGUGAUAUACAAACACUAUAUACAUACCUAUAUUCGCAAAUACAAAUAAAUGUGUACAUUAACAACAAUAAAU